Molecule: messenger RNA, 600 nt
Organism: Symbiodinium natans
Lineage: Eukaryota; Dinophyceae; Suessiales; Symbiodiniaceae
Source: the annotation of a GenBank genome assembly
AUGGCAAUCCAGCCUGAGUUCGAGUAUGAGGAUGAGUGGGAGGCCUUCUUGGACAAGACUGAUCCAAGGAAGCGCUUGGAGAAGAAGUUUCAGAAUUACACUUGGAGCUUCGGUGUUGACGAGGACGAUGAAGGCUUCACACGAGACUGUGUGCAGCUUGAGGUUCCCACCAGGAGGGAGACGGAGCCGCGGCACGUGCAAGCCAAGCUGACGUCCCGACAUCUCAAGCUGACGGUGCACGGGGAGGACGUCAUCGACGACGACUUCAGCGACGAGCGCUGGCUGAGCGUGGAGGACUCCUACUGGGAGCUCGAGACGAAAACCAACAAAGCCGGCGAGCGCAUCAAGAGCAUCCGGUACCUUCUGUACCUCCGGAAUGACUGUACAAAGUACAUCACCAAGACGCUCUUCGACAAAGAGAAGCAGGAGCUUAGCCCAGCGGAGGACGACAGCGAUGAUGAUACUGCGGACACGCGAAUAAAAGCGAAUCCCACAGAGCGAAGCGCCCAGGAUUCCUAUCGGGUGGGCUACUAUGAUGCAGAGCCUUCGCAGUAUGGUAAAGGCAUGUGCCGGAGUGGCCACUCAAGACGGUUCUGCUGA